Messenger RNA from Apodemus sylvaticus (European woodmouse), 1179 nucleotides. It is a transcript of the gene Gfral, whose product is annotated as GDNF family receptor alpha like. Gene Ontology annotation, molecular function: signaling receptor activity. The record is from RefSeq and is a predicted model, not a curated record. Lineage: Eukaryota; Metazoa; Chordata; Mammalia; Rodentia; Muridae. Gene Ontology annotation, biological process: nervous system development. The coding region runs from base 1 to 1179 and encodes 392 amino acids. Gene Ontology annotation, cellular component: signaling receptor complex; external side of plasma membrane. The transcript is spliced from 9 exons.
AUGCUAGCUUUCAUUUUCCUGGCUGUGAGGUUAAGCUCAGGAAAUGAAUCCUCUUUCCCAACAAGUGAUUGUGCACAUUUAGUGCAGCAGUGCUUGAUUGACACAAAUGGCUGUGAGAAGACAUGGAGAUCAAUGGAAGACGCCUGCAUUACUCCAGGUGAUUCCUGCAAGAUAAAUAAUUCAUUGCAUUGUAACCUGAGUAUACAGUCUUUGGUGGAAAAAAAUUUCCAAUUUAAAGAGUGUCUUUGUAUGGAUAACCUCCACUGUACAGCAAACAAACUUUUUGGGAAAAAGUGCACCAAUAAGACAGAUAACAUGAAAAAGGACAAUAAAUAUAAAUGGAAUCUAACUACUCCUUUAUACCAUGGAUCCAAACAGAUGCAGUCAUGUUUAGAAGUGACAGAGGCGUGUGUAGGGGAUGUGGUUUGUAAUGCACAGUUGGCCCUUUACCUUAAAGCUUGCUCAGUAAAUGGAAAUCUGUGUGAUGUGAAACACUGCCAAGCAGCCAUACGGUUCUUCUAUCAAAAUAUGCCUUUUAACACUGCCCAGAUGUUGGCUUUUUGUGACUGUGCUCAAUCUGAUAUACCCUGUCAGCAAUCCAAAGAAACUCUUCACAGCAAGCCAUGUGCACUGAACGUAGUUCCACCCCCAACUUGCCUCAGCGUAAUUCGCACUUGCCGAAAUGAUGAAUUAUGCAGGACACACUACCGAACAUUCCAGACAGAAUGCUGGCCCCAUGUGACUGGCAAGUGCCAGGAAGAUGAGGCCUGCAUUAGCAUGUUAGGCCAGCAAGACCUUACUUGUUCUGGGAGUGACAGUUGCAGGGCUGCCUACCUAGGGACCUUCGGGACGAUCCUUCAAGUGCCAUGUGCUUGCAGCAGCAUUACACAGGAUGAAGAACCCUUGUGCCUGACCUUCCAGCACAUGCUUCACAGAAAAUCAUGUUUCAAUUACCCAACUCCUAAUGUCAAAGAUAUUUCCUCAUAUGAAAGAAAGAAUUCAAAAGAAUUUACUCUGACUGGAUUCAAUUCUCCCUUCAAUGGAGAACUAAUCUAUGUUGUUGUGUGCAUGGUAGUUACCUGUGGAAUUCUUUUCUUGGUGAUGCUCAGGUUAAGGAUACCAAGUAAAAAACGAGAUCCCUCACCCAUCGAAAUAGCUGGAGGUGUCAUCAUUCAGUGA